AUGCAAGAUGAUGGUCAUGGUCAUGGCAAAAGCACGCACUUUAUAGAUGACCCGCCCCCGCCGCCGCCUUCUUCUUGCUCCAGCGGUCCAGCCUCGUGCGCCAUCGCUGGCAUUCGCCUCCGCGGCCGUGAAUCCCUGACGGAAGCUAUGGACGCCGACGCCGACUCUCCCAGGAUGUUUGGCUGCGGCCUGUUCCGCCGCCGGAGGGCGAGGUCGACCAGUUCGAUCCCGGCCUUGGAGUCCGCCGGGGCGGCCGCGGCGAAGCGAACGCUGGACGUGGGCACGCCUCGGCAACGCAAGGGCUCCGACAACGUUACUUCCAUAGUCCGCGUCCCGGUUCCGCUGCCUGCCGUGAAGGCCCGGGCGGCUCCGGCGGUUGUCCAGUUGCGCAGGCCGAGGACGGAGGCCAUGAGGGCGCUCCCGGCUCCGGCGACAGCGCCGGCCGUGAGCAAGGGGAUCGUGGCGGAGCUCGACGGAAUGCUGUACGAUCGGCAGCGCGCCGCCGCCGCCGGAGGCGGUCACCUCCUCCGCGCCUCGUCGGGCAACGUGAUGGUGUACGGCAACCUUGGCAACCUCCGGGGAAAUCCAGUGAAUCCUCCAAGCCGAAAUAAAAUGCUCGAUUCCCUCCCCAAAACGGUCAAGGAACUGAGGGAAGAGGCGAAGGACAAGGAGAUCAGGGCCUCGGCGCCGGCGAAUCGGAUCCCAAUCAAGGAGAAGACUCCAGCUCCCGCGCCAGAGCUGUGCCGCGCUCUCUCGACGAGGCAGAACCCGGAGGAGCUGAAGGAGAUGGGGAACGAGGAGUACAAGAAAGGAAGUUUCGCGGAGAACCCCGGCAAGGCCUCCUACUACGUCAACAAGGCGGCUGCGCUCGCCGGCAUGGGCCGCCUCUUCGACGCCGUGGCCCAAUGCAACGAGGCCAUCAGAAUCGAUCCCGCUCACUAUCGCGCCCACCAUCGUCUCGCUUCCCUUUAUCUCAGACUGGGAGAAGCCGAUAAAGCAGUUCAUCAUUUCAAGCAAUCGAGAGACGAAGCCAGUGCCUGGGACAAGUCGAGAGCACAGGCCCUGCAAUCCCACAUUUCCAAAUCCAACGAAGCUCGCAGGUUGAAGGACUACCUCACGUUGCUGAAGGAAUCGCAGUCCGCUGCUUCCUCUGGUGCCGAUUCUUCCCCCCAGGUCUUCGCGAUGCAAGCGGAUGCACUUCUGAAGUUGCAGAAACACGAGGAUGCGGAUUCGACCAUGAGCAGAGCCCCCGAGUUGGGCGGCAUGGAUGAGUUUACCAAGUUCUUUGGUGCCACUGCAAAUUCAUACUUCCUCAUGAUCCAAGCACAAGUCGAGAUGGCCGCGGGAAGGUUCGAAGAGGCGGCGGCGGUGGCGCAGAAAGCUGCUCGACUCGACCCGGGCUGCCGGGAGACGGCCGCAGUAGCCCGACGAGCACGAGCCGUAGCCUCAGCAAGUGCGAGGGGAAACGAUCUCUUCAAGGCGUCCAAGUUCGCCGAGGCGUGCGUUGCCUAUGGAGAAGGCUUGAAUCACGAUCCCCAAAACGCCGCCCUUCUCUUUAAUCGAGCUACGUGCCGCUCGGAGCUUGGGCACUACGAGAAAGCGGUCGAGGACUGCAACGCUGCGCUUGCCCUCAGGCCUUCCUACGGCGAGGCUCGCCGACGGCGGGCCGACUGCAAUGCCAAGUUGGAAAGAUGGGAAGCAGCAGCGAAGGAUUAUGGAGCGUUGGCCGCCGUCCAGGAAACCCCAGGAGAUGAAGAGGUGGCCAAGGCUAAAGCCAAGCUCAAGAAGAAACAAGAUGAACGAUCGUGGCUGCUGAUCAGUCCACUUGCAGUUAUUGAAUAUUACAGAGGAAUUGAAUAUUAUUCCGCAUGGCUGCUUCCUAGUGGCAUUGUGCACUUACUUUGCUUCUGA
This is a messenger RNA of Zingiber officinale, 1911 nucleotides long. Its product is annotated as inactive TPR repeat-containing thioredoxin TTL3-like. The transcript is spliced from 6 exons. Bases 1 to 1911 code for a protein of 636 amino acids. Gene Ontology annotation, cellular component: cytoplasm. NCBI's taxonomy places the organism in Eukaryota, Viridiplantae, Streptophyta, Magnoliopsida, Zingiberales, Zingiberaceae. Gene Ontology annotation, molecular function: protein binding. The record is from RefSeq and is a predicted model, not a curated record.